Messenger RNA from Exophiala bonariae, 2067 nucleotides. RefSeq lists its product as uncharacterized. The transcript is spliced from 3 exons. NCBI's taxonomy places the organism in Eukaryota, Fungi, Ascomycota, Eurotiomycetes, Chaetothyriales, Herpotrichiellaceae. The record is from RefSeq and is a predicted model, not a curated record. Bases 1 to 2067 code for a protein of 688 amino acids.
AUGGGUUUCCUAGAUGAACCUUUCGAACCUGGAACCCCUCCCCCAAGUUGGUCACCAGCGAGGCCAGAUUUUUGGAAAAAACCGUCUAAAUGGCAGAUCUGUAUGCCGCGCUUGACGAUUCUAGUCAAGCUCCUCGCAACAUUCUUUGGCUUUGUCCUGUUGGUCAAAUUGAUAGGCCAGAAAGCGGAGCCUUCACCUAGAUCACUACCCGAACCACCCAAAGCCCCCUCCGAGGGCGACAUGAAGGCAGCUGCGGACAAGAUCCCCUGGAUAUGGAAGGAUUUUACAACACACGAUGGUCUGACGCGGGGGACCUCGCAUCUACGAACCUGCCAGACGGGGGAAGUGGACUGCAAGAACAAACACCCUCGCCAGAUCCGAUACGACGGCCUGGCCCACUCCCAAGAGGAUCCAUCUCACAUUUUAUCAUGCCUCGGUCCUAGAGGGCUGCCUUUGAAUGAAAGCGAUGGAGAUGCUAUCUGGGCCUAUCCAGGUCGCGCAGUCGGUGCCGUUGAUCCCAUCCUCGGUUCAUACGAAGCUGCUGGUCUUGAUGGCGAUGUGUCUUUUGAUCGCCUAGGUCGUCUACAGGCUUAUGGUCUCGAGCAAUUCGAUGCUACCGACCUGGAAGAUCUAAAGAAAUCGAGCGACGUCGACUGGGACUCUGUUGAAUGGGGGGAAUUACAGGAUGGUUGUGUGCUACUCAAUAAACAACGCUUCAAAACCGUCAAAGAGAGACCACAAAACUCCAUUCAAUACUCGAACCUUCGCCACAAGCACGACGGAGCAAGGCCGAACGCUCCACCUACCAGCCUGGAACCCGCUCUCGUAAACAAAGUGAAGCGAACCGCCAUUCUCAUCAGGGUGUGGACCGGCGCAAAAUGGACCGCUGAUGCAGUCAUGAACAUACGAGCAAUGAUUGCCGAAGCAUCUCUCGCCAGUGGGGGGAAGUAUCAAGUCUUCCUUUUACUCCAUGUCAAAGAUGAGGGUGUGCCACUAUUCGUGGGAGAAGAUGAGCCCCAGGCGACGAUCAACAAGCAUAUUCCACCCGAGUUCCGAUCCAUUACCGAAGUGUGGAACCAUGCACAGAUUCGCAGUCUGUACUCGAAUCUGGCACAGCAUGCCUUUGUCGGCCGGUCACCAUGGAUGAUUGUCCAAUGGUUUGCCCGCAACCAUCCAGAGUUCGAUUUCUUCUAUCAAUGGGAAUUCGACGUCAGAUACACUGGCCAUUACCUGGAUUUUUUCGAGGGUGUUUCCAAUUUUGGCAGGAAGCAGCCAAGGAAAGGGAUUUGGGAACGUGCUGGCAGAGUCUACAUCCCUUCCGUACACGGCGACUUUGAAACCCAAUUCAGACAGUCCACUCUGGAAGCCGACCCUCAUCAUGUAUGGGGGCCUGUGUCCGUCGAGGGUGUCAAACCGCGUGGUCCGAAACCACCGGUGAAGGAGAUCGAGGACAACUACGAGUGGGGAGUUGGUGAAGACGCCGACUGGAUCGGUUUCCUUCCCAGUUUCAAUGUCACUGCGACUAACUGGUGGUUUCGUGAUUACCUUUGGGGCUACGCUCAAGGUAAAUCGACUCCGAGGAGAGCUACCUUGAUCGCCCAAGGACGAAUCAGUCGACGAGUGCUGGAGAUCAUGAAUUACGAAAAUGCAGAGAAUGGUCAUCAUAUGGAUGCCGAAAUGUUUCCGCAGUCCAUGUGCCUUCAUCACGGGCUCAAGUCGACCACAUUCCCCCAUCCAAUCUUUGCUGAUCGUCACUGGCCUGCGGAAGCACUCCAGUCGACGUUCAACGGCGGUCCAUUUGGACAAGCUGGUGGGCACUGGAAUAGCAGUUUCAGUAAAUGGAACGAGCACGCGUGGACUAACAUGACAUGGUAUUACAGUUCUGCCCAAGCUAUGCCUAUUUACCAAAGGCUGUUGGGCAUCACCGCCCUUGAGAGUGGUGGGUCAGAAUGGGAAGACGCAUACGGACGAACCGUGGUUCGACCUAUGCUACUGCACCCUGUGAAGGGGGCAAAGUCAUGGUUAUGGACGGAGGGCGAAUGGUUGCAAACCAAAGGUGGCAAGUAA